AUGUCUUCAGCCAUGUUAGUAGAUGAGGAGAUGGAAGACAGGCGAGAGCUGCUCCCACGAAACUCCCCUUUCGUCGGCUCCUUGCGCCAUGCACCGCAGAUGCUGCGGGGCCAACUUGAUCGGCUCCUGCGCCGGCGCGCCCCGGCCAGUCUUCCGGAUGAAGGCAUAGAUGAGAUGGAUGCCUCUCCAACCUCCAGCAAGGAGGAGCCGGAGCUAAACCCAGCUGAGAACAGCAGGGACGGGAAGCUUCCAUCGUCGUCGCCGUACGUAGGAUUCCAGCGACAUGCACCACCCUCCUCACCAGUUCUGUAUUUCUCAGUCAGCCCUCCACCAGCGUUGGCAGGCCUGAAAGAGCUGGAGCUCUCGAAGGAGUGUUUGCCAGGUGAGCUUCCAGAAGAGGUUUGGGUGGAUGUGCUUCAGUCCGUGAUUGAAGUGGACUGUUUGGCUGCUCUUUCUAGAGUUAGCGUGGCAUUCCACAAGGUAGUCGAGUCAGAAGAUGUCUGGCGAGAUCGGGCUGUCCGAGUUCCACCGAGUUGCCUCGCGGAUUUGGCUCCGCACCUGGGCCGAUGGCUUUCUGCUUGGGGCUCCGCGGAGAAACUGGUGCUGCCCCGCUCCGCUCAGCUUCUGAGCGAAGUGGCUUCCAGGGCUCCAGAUCUCCCAGUCGAGGUGAGCUGGCGAUUUGACCAACAUCUGAAAGGCCUAGGGGUGGAGGCACCUGCAGACUUUCUUUUCAGUGUUCCCUCACUUGCAGUCUGA
Molecule: messenger RNA, 756 nt
Organism: Symbiodinium necroappetens
Lineage: Eukaryota; Dinophyceae; Suessiales; Symbiodiniaceae
Source: the annotation of a GenBank genome assembly